CGGUAGAGUCCUCAGUCUUUGCGAGCAGCCGUCAUGGCAGCCGAGGAGAAAGACCCUUUGAGCUAUUUCGCGGCUUACGGGAGCAGCAGCUCGGGCUCCUCGGGCGAGGAGGAUAACAGCGAGCCGGAGGAGACAAGUCGCAGGGUCUCGGAUCCGGGGAAGUCGGCAGGCAGCUGUGGGAACAAGGCGGAGAAGCGGCUGCCGGGACCCGAGGAGCUGUUCCGGAGCGUGACUCGCCCGGCUUUUCUCUACAACCCGCUCAACAAGCAGAUAGACUGGGAGAGGCACGUCGUCAAGGCGCCAGAGGAGCUUCUCCCCGAGACCCCUUCCCUUUGACGCCGAAGUGCCUGCGGUGCUGCCUCC
Molecule: messenger RNA, 363 nt
Organism: Galeopterus variegatus (Sunda flying lemur)
Lineage: Eukaryota; Metazoa; Chordata; Mammalia; Dermoptera; Cynocephalidae
Product: UPF0690 protein C1orf52-like
Exons: 2
Coding region: 34-336 (100 amino acids)
Source: RefSeq, a predicted model, not a curated record